Scylla paramamosain (green mud crab) is the source of this 3454-nucleotide messenger RNA. Its product is annotated as ankyrin repeat domain-containing protein 23-like. The coding region runs from base 327 to 977 and encodes 216 amino acids. The record is from RefSeq and is a predicted model, not a curated record. Lineage: Eukaryota; Metazoa; Arthropoda; Malacostraca; Decapoda; Portunidae. Gene Ontology annotation, molecular function: protein binding. The transcript has 15 exons.
GAGAGAGAGAGAGAGAGUGCAUUGUGAAAAAUUAAACUAAUCUAUUUUAUUUUCCUUCCCUCCCCAAACACACACACACACACACACACACACACACACACACACACACACACACACACACACACACACACACACACACACACACACAGACAAACAGACAGACAGACAAGCACCACCCUCACCACCAGCCCAAAGCAGCACAACAGUAACAACAACUCUUAAACAACCAAACGUCACAAAAAUACAUUCUUUCAUCUUGUUUCGGCAACAACAACAACAACAGCAACAACAACAGCACAGCCCUGGGCGAAACAUUCAGGGCCCAGAUGACUUCCCUAUAUUGGAUGACUGAAAAUUUGUCAACACUGUGGCCCGAUGGCUGUGAAAACAUUGAGAGAAUGGAGCGGGUGGAGCCUAUUCUGAAGUUCUGCGUGGGGCCAACUCUCCUCCACUGGGCGGCAUCACAGGGCUACCAUGACCUGGUGGUUGACCUCCUUGUUCGGGGCUUGUCUGUGGAUGCUUGUGACCGGUUGGGCCGCACUCCACUGGGGCUGGCCACCUUUGCCGGCCACUCUAGCACUGUCAGCACCCUGCUGCAGGAGAACGCCGCUCUCUCUGCUGAAGACAAGGACUGGAGAAUAAUAUCGCGUGAGGAGGUUGGUCUCUGCUUAGUUCGGGUCAUUGAAGAAACUGCCGUGUGUUCCUUUGACGCGGCGAGGUCAGAAUGCUUCACUCUGCUCUACCUGGCCGCCCAGCAAGGCUACCCGAACAUGAUGCAUUGGCUUCUGUCCCUGAAGGUAUCACCAGACGUACGUAACAACCAAGGCGAAACCCCGCUGUUUGUCACGAGCCUGGCAAUGUCCUCUUCCCCCCUUCACAUCACAAGGCACUGGGGUCAGGUCAGGUCAGGUGAACUUGAAAUCGUACAACAGCUUCCCCCCCACACAGGCCUACCAAGACCUGCCAGCACCAUAUGAGGGACAUGGAGAUCAGAAAAUAUUAUGACCUUAAGCACAUUGGUGAUGAGGGUCACGAUCACCAACGUCAUGGAGGCCAUACUUGAGUCGGCCUUUCAGUUAAUUCUGCAGCUGUAUAUUGUUGGGACGCAUUACACUGAGCUGGACCAGGUUCUCAAAACUCAGAGGGCUGACUAUUUUAGACACACUGCCCCUCCUGUUCACAAUAUUCUUCCAGGUGGUGUCCCGCGCCAUCGCCUGUACAGUGUUCACUCUGGCACACACGUGGAAGGUGUUUGUGGUGUUGGGUGUACACUUUGUGAUGGUGCUGGUAUUUAAACUCAAGCUGGAGGAGAGGUAGAAGGCCGGCCGUCAGAGAGCCUGCGCACCAAGACAGCUGGAUUGUGGGUGAGGACAGAGUAUCCGAAAGGGUGGAGGGGGGCUGGCCAGUGUGAUAGGGGGCCUCACACCCUCCACCCAUUACCUGGUGCAGGUGACUGCUUACAACUCUGCUAGGAGCUACUCCAGGGCUACUCUACCACCAUCCCCCUUCCUGGAGGCCCCUCCUCCCCUGGGUUAGUGAUGCCCGGGGUGGCCACGACAGAUGUGAGGGUCCUGCUCCCCAUGGUUGCCUCCUGCCUCGCCCUGCUGGCCGCUCUUGUCACUGUUUGUGUUUGUGUCAGGAAGAAGCCCCCCCUGCCCCUCCAGCAGGUGUCCAGGGAUGGGAACAAAGUAGGUGUGCAGGAGAACAAGGAUAACCACAAACACAGGGAGCAGUUUUAUGCCACAGUGUGCAAGAUGUCACCCCACAGGGACCCCACUGCUGUUGACCGAAUCCCUGAGUAUGUAGACAUCUACCCGUAUGCAACCUUCCAAAUGAACAACACACAACAACAUCAACAACAACCACAACAACAACAAGCAUCACAGCAACAACCAGUCACAGCCACCACAACUGCCACCACCACCACCACCACCAACAGCAGCAACAACCACAGCCAAAACAGCAACAACAACAACAACAAAAAUUAGGCCAGACACAGUGACCUUGCUUACAACAACAACAACAACAACAACAACCCCACCACAACCCUUCCCACAGCCACUACCAGCCAUGUAAGCAAGAGAACUCAUCCUUCAGGCCACGCUGGGUUCCUAACGACAGGUGAGGUGGAGCAGGCGGCCUCCUCCAUGCGCGAUGGAGGGCUGUCACUCACUGCCAGAUGUGUCGUCAGUAUUGAUGUCUUUCUCGUGACAUCCCGCCCGUGAGGCACUGAACAGAGGGCAUGCAGCGUGGUGUGCCCGGGAGGAGGCGCCAACGUGGAGGAAUGUACAUAUGCAACAACCGCAGCCACACUGCAGUACUCUUGGGUUAACCCGACGUCGAGGAGUUAAGAGCAAAGGAGCAGCAUGGUUGGAGUGAGUGUUGCUCUAAUUGCUACACUAACAUUGUUGUUGCCGUAAGAACGAGGUCGUACUGCGCCGCUAUUUAUGCCACAGAGACUAGAUGCCUUUCAGUGUCUUUGCAGCACUCUAAUGUGUUUCCUGAAGUUAAUCUUUACUCUGUUCCAAGCCGAUCUGUGUGAAAUUUUACCACAACGCAGUGUACUACAUUACGUAUUUAUCAGAGACUAGUUUUGGUGGCCGCUCUACUUAACGAAGCCUAUAGUAACUGAAUACUAAAAGAGCUGAAUCAAUACUAGUUGUAAAGAAGAGAAACCGUUUUAUUUAUCUAUUUUCAUUGUGUCCCUGGAUAUUUUCUUUAAUGAGUCUCGAGUCUCCGAAGAACAGUAGAAAAGGAAAUUAUGUCUUGUCUUUCUUUCCUUUCCUUUUUUUUUUUUUUUUCAAAGGUACAAAUCGGUAGUAAAAAGGAAGGUUUGUCACUGUCAUGGCAACAGUAGCGAAGAAAGAACUGUCUAGCACGUCCCUUCCUUCCACAAGACCUCUUCCUCACGACUCCAUUUCAUUACUUUCCCUUCCCUCUCCCUCUCCCUUCUCCCUCUCCCACUGGCGUGUCCUGUAAAGUCGCGUUCCGUUCCAGCCUCGGCCAGUGACGCGGUAGUAAACAAGGGUGGCCUGCACACUCGUUCAAAACACGUCUCGUAAAAGUCUCAAUUCAAGACCUAUUUCUCGUCCUGCCACCAGGAGUUAGAAGGUCAGCCUCGAAGGGAUCCUCCCACCACGCUCCCAGCCCGCCUCUACGCCCCGAUAUAUCUAAAGAAAAGAUGUUUUGUGGUGUGGUUGGAGGGCGGGGAACGAGGAUGUUGCUGCAUUGGCCUGGCUGGUGUGCGUGUGUGCGCGAGGACUGUUGUUUUGUGGCCGCUUUCCUGUUUGUGCAUGUGUAUGUUUGAAUGUAUUUGUUAUUCAUGUAUUUGUUUAUUGAUUUAUGCAUUUGUGUGUAUGUUUAUGUUACUCACGAUCGUGAAAUUACUUGCUGUAGUUGUGACAGUCAGAUAUUACAAGCAGAUGAGGAGUUGGAAUUCACGCGAUAGAUAAGA